AUGGAACAGUGGGCAUUCGAGCAGGACCUUGAAGUGGGUUUUAGCACUGAGAGAUCUGGGACUGGACCUCCCAUGAGUAAUGACCGGCCCGGCCUCCGCUGUGGUGGCGAGCGCGGCCACGCCGUCCCGAGAACGCCCCCGACCCAGGGCCGGAGCGUGGGAACCGCCGUGCCCUCUGCCCCGGGCGGCGGCGGCAGCCGCCGCCCCGCGCCCAUCAACUCCGCAUCCCCAUACCUGGGUGGGGACAGCGGCGGGGCCCGCAGCCCCUACUGCCAGGAGCAGCGAGUGGCCAAGCGCGCGAGGAGGUUCCAACGCGCCCAGGGUGCAAAGGAGGGAGACUCCGGAGCCGCCGAGGUGUUGAUGCCUAAGAAGAACCGGAUUGCCAUUUAUGAACUCCUUUUCAAGGAGGGAGUCAUGGUGGCCAAGAAGGAUGUCCACAUGCCUAAGCACCCGGAGCUGGCAGAUAAGAAUGUGCCGAACCUUCAUGUCAUGAAGGCCAUGCAGUCUCUCAAGUCCGGAGGCUACGUGAAGGAACAGUUUGCCUGGAGACAUUUCUACUGGUACCUUACCAAUGAGGGUAUCCAGUAUAUCUGUGAUUACCUUCAUCUGCCCCCGGAGACUGUGCCUGCCACCCUACGCCAUGGCCGUCCAGAGACUGGCAGGCCUCAGCCUAAAGGUCUGGAGGGUGAGCGACCUGCGAGACUCACAAGAGGGGAAGCUGACAGAGAUACCUACAGAGGGAGUGCUGUGUCACCUGGUGCUGACAAGAAAGCCGAGUCUGGGGCUGGGUCAGCAACCGAAUUCCAGUUUAGAGGCGGAUUUGGUCGUGGACGUGGUCAGCCACCUCAGUAAAAUUGAAGAGGAUUCUUUUGCCUUGAAUAAACUUACAGCCAAAAAACCUUAAAAAA
This is a messenger RNA of Cercocebus atys (sooty mangabey), 908 nucleotides long. Its product is annotated as 40S ribosomal protein S10-like. Gene Ontology annotation, cellular component: cytosolic small ribosomal subunit. The transcript is spliced from 4 exons. Lineage: Eukaryota; Metazoa; Chordata; Mammalia; Primates; Cercopithecidae. Bases 1 to 852 code for a protein of 283 amino acids. Gene Ontology annotation, molecular function: structural constituent of ribosome; RNA binding. The record is from RefSeq and is a predicted model, not a curated record.